AUGGCGAUGGCGGAGAAGUUCGACUCCUUGGAGGAGCACCUGGAGAAGUUCGUGGAGAACAUUCGGCAGCUCGGCAUUAUCGUCAGCGAUUUCCAGCCCAGCAGCCAGGCUGGUCUCAACCAGAAAUUGAAUUUCAUGGUGACAGGCUUGCAGGAUAUCGACAAAUGCCGGCAGCAGCUCCACGAUAUCAGCGUGCCCUUGGAAGUUUUUGAAUACAUAGAUCAAGGUCGCAAUCCUCAGCUUUACACUAAAGAGUGUCUAGAGCGAGCUUUGGCUAAAAAUGAGCAAGUAAAAGGAAAAAUUGACACAAUGAAGAAAUUUAAAAGUCUGUUAAUUCAAGAACUGACAAAGGUGUUCCCAGAAGACAUGGCAAAGUACAAAGCUAUUCGAGGAGAAGAUCCUCCUUCUUAAGUUGGCCUUUGAUAGCUCUAAAAAUGUCAAUUCCAUAAACUGACAAUGCUCUAUAAAAACAUUGAUUGGAGGGAGGGGAAAUCCAAGCUGUCAUAACAACUGUACUAAAAAAGGCAGUGAUGGACUGUACUGGAGCUUGAUCAUUGCUGAUGUUCUGGUCUGAAGCUUCUGAAUCCUUCUGAAGACUUUUGCUCAAAGAUUGCAGUUGAAACUUCCUAUGGUAAUCUACUCUUCUUUCCUGGAAGGUUUUGGAGGUAUAAUUACUUACAGAUCAUUGAUAUGGAGGAUUUCCCAUAAAGUACAUUUCCAGAGCAGAAAAUCAUGGGUUUUGCUGUCUGAAAAGUGUGUUCCAGGAUUGUGGGCUCAUCUGUUUUUAAGAGAAAUGUAUUUAUUAUACUUGAUUGUUUUUCAUUU
Messenger RNA from Phaethon lepturus (White-tailed tropicbird), 825 nucleotides. RefSeq names its product mediator complex subunit 10 (gene MED10). The record is from RefSeq and is a predicted model, not a curated record. Gene Ontology annotation, cellular component: mediator complex; chromatin. The coding region runs from base 1 to 411 and encodes 136 amino acids. Gene Ontology annotation, biological process: positive regulation of transcription by RNA polymerase II. NCBI's taxonomy places the organism in Eukaryota, Metazoa, Chordata, Aves, Phaethontiformes, Phaethontidae. Gene Ontology annotation, molecular function: transcription coregulator activity. The transcript has 4 exons.